Leptonychotes weddellii (Weddell seal) is the source of this 3089-nucleotide messenger RNA. The record is from RefSeq and is a predicted model, not a curated record. Lineage: Eukaryota; Metazoa; Chordata; Mammalia; Carnivora; Phocidae.
GGUCGGUCAGUCAGUCCGCGAGGAGAGUCCGCGGUGGAGGUGGCGGUGGCAGGGGCGGGAGCUGGAGCCGUGGGGGCCCUAGGAAGCCAACCUUCCCCGCUUCCCUGGGGCCCUCGCCCUCUCCUCCCUACACAGGCCAGGAUGGAGGCGCCUCCUCGACACCCCCUCAGCAGCCCUCCCCGGGAAAAGUGUCCCCCCUGAGCUCCUCCCCCUCCCCAAACAGCCCCUCUCCCUCCCGGUCAUGGGUCCGGGGGUCCCCGCUCCCCGGGUGGGGUGGCCGCUGCUGCUCCUAGUGGUGAUGGCGGCGGGGGUGACUCCGCUGUGGGCCUCCCACUCCCCUCAUCUCCCGCGGCCUCACCCGCGGGUCCCCCCGCACCCCUCCUCAGAACGGCGCGCAGUGUACAUCGGGGCACUGUUUCCCAUGAGCGGGGGCUGGCCCGGGGGCCAGGCCUGCCAGCCCGCGGUGGAGAUGGCGCUGGAGGACGUGAAUAGCCGCAGGGACAUCCUGCCGGACUAUGAGCUCAAGCUCAUCCACCACGACAGCAAGUGUGACCCAGGCCAAGCCACCAAGUACCUGUAUGAGCUGCUCUACAACGACCCCAUCAAGAUCAUCCUCAUGCCUGGGUGUAGUUCCGUCUCCACGCUUGUGGCUGAGGCCGCCAGGAUGUGGAACCUCAUCGUGCUCUCCUACGGCUCCAGCUCACCGGCCCUGUCCAACAGGCAGCGCUUUCCCACAUUCUUUCGAACUCAUCCGUCGGCCACGCUCCACAAUCCUACCCGCGUGAAGCUUUUUGAGAAGUGGGGCUGGAGGAAGAUCGCCACCAUCCAGCAGACCACUGAGGUCUUCACCUCGGUGAGCGUGCAUGCACUCAAACUUCAGUGCAGAGAGAUGUGGCCGGGAUUCCUUUUGGGGAGGAGAUGCUGGGGCCGGGCUCUUCACCCUCUUGUCUCCCACCCAGGGGGCAGCUAUAAGAAGAUCGGCUACUAUGACAGCACCAAGGAUGAUCUCUCCUGGUCCAAGACGGACAAGUGGAUUGGAGGGGCCCCCCCGGCUGACCAGACCCUGGUCAUCAAGACAUUUCGCUUCAUGUCCCAGAAACUCUUCAUCUCGGUCUCUGUGCUCUCCAGCCUGGGCAUUGUCCUGGCUGUGGUCUGUCUGUCGUUUAAUAUCUACAACUCUCAUGUCCGUUAUAUCCAGAACUCCCAGCCCAACUUGAACAAUCUGACGGCUGUGGGCUGCUCCCUGGCGCUGGCUGCCGUCUUCCCCCUUGGGCUGGAUGGUUACCACAUCGGGAGAAGCCAGUUCCCCUUCGUCUGCCAGGCGCGUCUCUGGCUCCUGGGUCUGGGCUUUAGCCUGGGCUACGGCUCCAUGUUCACUAAGAUCUGGUGGGUCCACACGGUCUUCACAAAGAAGGAGGAGAAGAAGGAGUGGAGGAAGACCCUGGAGCCCUGGAAGCUGUACGCCACGGUGGGCUUGUUGGUGGGCAUGGAUGUCAUCACUCUUGCCAUCUGGCAGAUCGUGGACCCUUUGCACCGGACCAUUGAGACUUUUGCCAAGGAGGAGCCAAAGGAAGAUAUUGAUGUGUCCAUCCUGCCCCAGCUGGAGCACUGCAGCUCCAAGAAGAUGAAUACGUGGCUUGGCAUUUUCUAUGGUUACAAGGGGUUGUUGCUGCUGCUGGGCAUCUUUCUUGCUUACGAGACCAAGAGUGUGUCUACGGAGAAGAUCAACGACCACCGGGCUGUGGGCAUGGCCAUCUACAAUGUGGCGGUCCUGUGCCUCAUCACUGCCCCGGUCACCAUGAUCCUGUCCAGCCAGCAGGACGCAGCCUUCGCCUUCGCAUCUCUUGCCAUAGUGUUCUCCUCCUAUAUCACUCUGGUCGUGCUCUUCGUGCCGAAGAUGCGCAGGCUGAUCACCCGGGGAGAGUGGCAGUCGGAGGCGCAGGACACCAUGAAGACGGGCUCAUCCACCAACAACAACGAGGAAGAGAAGUCCCGGCUGUUGGAGAAGGAGAACCGGGAGCUGGAGAAGAUCAUUGCUGAGAAAGAGGAGCGCGUCUCCGAGCUGCGCCAUCAGCUUCGGUCUCGGCAGCAGCUCCGCCCCCGGCGCCACCCCCCUACGCCCCCAGACCCCUCGGGGGGCCUGCCCAGGGGCCCCCAUGAGCCCCCUGACCGGCUCAGCUGUGACGGGAGCCGGGUUCAUUUGCUGUACAAGUGAGGGCCCGAGGGGAGGAGGAGGGGCUGGGGGAAGGCCUCCUCUGUGACUCUGGGGUCGUCUGGGUCCCCAGGACUGUGGAUCCGGCGUGUUUCCUCUCGUGUGCUCGCUGUUUUACAGCCACUGUGCCGUCUAGUGGGUGCCUGGCUGCAGCUUCCCCGGCCCCUCGCAGUGCGCCGCGCCCCUUCCCCUCCCGCUAGCGCCCUCUCUCCCUACCUGUCUCCUUCCGCUGGCCCACGCCUCACCCCUCCACCAGCUCCGUCCUUCUGGAGUUUCCGGCCUCCGCCCUGUGUGUGCUCAUGCUUCCCAACACACGUGCUCGUGUGCAUGCGUGCUCACAUGUGCUCCUGUGUGCGGCUUGUCCUCGCCUCCCUCCGGCGCUCUCGUGGCCACUGCGCCCUUUGUCUGCCGAGCGGAGGCCUUCCCCACCGGCGCACGUCCGUGUUUACCCGUGCGUCCUCCCUGUGUGUGCUCAUGGCACCUGGGUACUCUCAGCUUUGCACCGUAAAAUCGUUGUAUUCUCCCAACAGAGCCAGAGGCACCCACCCUACACGUCAUUGUGCACCUUCCCCAGUUCCCACCCUCACAUGCUUUCUGCUUGAACCCCCUUUGUGCUCAUGUACUGCACUAGGUCCACACUCCCAGUCCUCCUUCCCAGGACUGCUCCCUUUGGUUUUGUGUUUUCCUGGGGGGAGUUAAGGGAGAAGAAAUGGGGGCAGGCUUGGGGAGCUGCUUCCAGUAGACAGUUGGUGAGAAUCCCAACCACAAGAAGGCCCCGUGAACAACUGGCACAGACAGACGGAGGCAUCCCCUUCACGCCGUGGUGUCUCUUGGGGAGGGAUCUCCCCCAGUCUCAAUAAACCAGUGAACAGUGUGA